CUGCGCGCCCGUCGGGGACCGCUGGCGCCUCCCGCGGGGAGUCCUCGCCCACGCGUCACCCGCAGCGGCUGGGGGACCCUGGGACGUGCGGGGUCGCCAGGCCGAGCCGGGCGCCCCCCAGUGGCCAGCGCCGGCCCCCAUGGCUGGGCCGCGCAGAGCCGAGCGGGCAAGGUGAAUCCAGCCCCGGGGCCGGCAGCCGGAGCGCUUGGCUGGGGUGCCGGCUCCAUGGGCAGCGGCGCUCGGCACGAUGAUGGACGUUAACAGCAGCGGCCGCCCCGACCUCUACGGCCACCUCCGCUCGCUUAUCCUGCCGGAGGUGGGGCGCAGGCUGCAGGACCUCAGCCCCGACGGUGGCGCCCACUCAGUGGUGAGCUCCUGGAUGCCGCACCUGCUGAGUGGCAUCCCGGAGGUGACAGCUAGCCCCGCGCCCACCUGGGACGCGCCCCCGGACAAUGUCUCCGGCUGCGGGGAGCAGAUCAACUACGGCAGAGUCGAGAAAGUUGUGAUCGGCUCCAUCCUGACGCUCAUCACGCUGCUGACGAUCGCGGGCAACUGCCUGGUGGUGAUCUCGGUGUGCUUCGUCAAGAAGCUCCGCCAGCCCUCCAACUACCUGAUUGUGUCUCUGGCGCUGGCUGACCUCUCGGUGGCCGUGGCGGUCAUGCCUUUCGUUAGCGUCACAGACCUCAUCGGGGGCAAGUGGAUCUUUGGCCACUUCUUCUGCAACGUCUUCAUCGCCAUGGACGUCAUGUGCUGCACGGCCUCGAUCAUGACCCUGUGCGUGAUCAGCAUCGACAGGUACCUCGGGAUCACGAGACCCCUCACAUACCCUGUGAGGCAGAACGGGAGGUGCAUGGCCAAAAUGAUUCUGUCGGUCUGGCUUCUCUCGGCCUCCAUCACCUUACCUCCGCUCUUCGGAUGGGCUCAGAAUGUGAACGAUGACAAAGUGUGCUUGAUUAGCCAGGAUUUUGGCUACACGAUCUACUCCACCGCCGUGGCGUUUUAUAUCCCCAUGUCGGUCAUGCUGUUCAUGUACUAUCAGAUUUACAAGGCCGCCAGGAAGAGCGCGGCCAAACACAAGUUCCCAGGCUUCCCACGUGUGCAACCGGAGAGCGUCAUCUCCUUGAAUGGUGUGGUGAAGCUCCAGAAGGAGGUGGAAGAGUGUGCAAAUCUUUCGAGACUGCUCAAACACGAAAGGAAAAACAUCUCCAUCUUCAAGAGGGAGCAGAAAGCAGCCACCACCUUGGGGAUCAUCGUGGGAGCCUUCACAGUGUGCUGGCUGCCGUUUUUCCUCUUGUCCACAGCAAGGCCCUUUAUCUGUGGCACCGCCUGCAGCUGCAUUCCGCUGUGGGUGGAGAGGACAUGUCUGUGGCUGGGCUAUGCAAACUCUCUCAUUAACCCUUUUAUAUAUGCCUUCUUCAACCGGGACCUGAGGACCACCUACCGCAGCCUCCUCCAGUGCCAAUACCGGAAUAUCAAUCGGAAGCUCUCUGCGGCAGGCAUGCACGAGGCCCUGAAACUUGCUGAGAGGCCCGGGAGAGUCGAGUUUGUGCUGUAAGACAAAACUCUGACCACUGUAAAAAAAAAGGUCAUGAUACAUGAUCCAGAGUGGAUUACUGGAGGCGAAAAGUGCAAAGCGGGUGGAAACUACGAAAUCAUUGGCUGAGACUUCAAAACGGAACGUGGCUUCUGUCUUCUUGGCAUGGCUGGAAUGUAACCGGGGGUGGGGGGUGAUCUGUUGUACAAAGUGUAUU
Microtus ochrogaster (prairie vole) is the source of this 1751-nucleotide messenger RNA. It is a transcript of the gene Htr7, whose product is annotated as 5-hydroxytryptamine receptor 7. Gene Ontology annotation, molecular function: G protein-coupled serotonin receptor activity. Gene Ontology annotation, biological process: chemical synaptic transmission; circadian rhythm; vasoconstriction. Gene Ontology annotation, cellular component: plasma membrane. Lineage: Eukaryota; Metazoa; Chordata; Mammalia; Rodentia; Cricetidae. The record is from RefSeq and is a predicted model, not a curated record.